AUGUUGAGAGAAAGCGGAGAGAUGGUCUCCGGUUCAGGGAUCUACGCUAAAAGAGUGUUUGUGGAUGCGAUUCACCACAGGCUUGGCCGCUUGGCUUCCAUUUUGGCUAAAGAGCUCUUGAACGGCCAGGAGGUUGUGAAGAUGAAGUACUUGAGGUUCCUUCGCAAGCGAAUGAAUACCAAGCCUUCUCAUGGCCCCAUUCACUUCCAUACCCCUUCAAAGAUCUUGUGGAGAAUUGUUCUUGGAAUGAUCCCUCACAAGACUAAGCGCGGAGAAGCUGCUCUUGCACGGUUGAAGGUGUUGAGGAUUCAGGUUGGGCACAAAUAUUGCCUGUUGGGCAAACUCUCAUCAGAAGUCGGAUGGAACAAUUAUGAAAUUAUCAGGAGUGGAGUCCUCAUAAGAAAGAUCGACAUCAGUUCACGGCCCCCUGGCCCGAUUCAAAAUUCUUGCUCGAACCGGUGGCUAGUCGGUUCGCCUUCGCUGGAGCUGGAGCCCCGAUGGGCCGUCGAAGACCAUUACCUUCUGAAAUUCCUCAAGAACAAGAUCGAUUACCGCAGGAUCCACGGGAUCGAAAUCGUGUACAACAUGGCUAAUCUGGAUAAAGAAAUGGCCGGAUAUUGGGCAAAACUCCCUCUAAUCAGGCGUCUAAUGUUAUCCCAUCCUGAAUUCGAGUGGGUCUGGUGGAUAGACAGUGAUGCCCUUUUCACAGCCUUCACCUUCGAGAUAUGA
Molecule: messenger RNA, 729 nt
Organism: Striga asiatica
Lineage: Eukaryota; Viridiplantae; Streptophyta; Magnoliopsida; Lamiales; Orobanchaceae
Source: the annotation of a GenBank genome assembly